Messenger RNA from Jaminaea rosea, 2683 nucleotides. RefSeq lists its product as hypothetical. The record is from RefSeq and is a predicted model, not a curated record. The transcript is spliced from 2 exons. Lineage: Eukaryota; Fungi; Basidiomycota; Exobasidiomycetes; Microstromatales. Bases 219 to 2387 code for a protein of 722 amino acids.
GAAGGAAGGCAGCUUGAUCAGUCAGUUGGGCUGCUGCGAUUCGAUUACGGCACAGUCGGGGCCCGAAGGGCUUCCGUAAUUGGUCUGUGGCCUUGCGAGGAUGAAGAUGGCAUAUCCCUUUUAUCCCGAAGUCGGCGACGUAGGAUGGCAACCUGUUCCCCCCAAUCACCAUCCAUCUCGACGUCUUUGCACGUCGCCCUCGCCCGUCCUCUUUGACGAUGAGGUCCACGCUCUUCCUCUUCAUCCUCGCCGUCCUAGUGGCUGCGGUCGCUCAGGCAGCGCCGCUAGCCACGACGACCGAGAAGCUCGUGUCUUCCUCCAGCUCUACUUCUACGUCAUCAUCGAGCUCGACGCCAUCGGCCCUGGUCCUCAAGACCAAGAAGUCCCUCUUCCGCGGGGAGCAAGCGUCCUUCCAGGAGUUCAAAGCCGUCAAGCUGGCCGCGGUCUCGCCUCUGACAAGCUUCUGCAACCGCUUUCGCUCGGGGUGCUCGAGUGUCUGCAGCAGCAAGGGCUUGGCAGUCGCGGCCAAUACCUGCUCAUCGGCCGGAACCCUCUCUGGCGGUCGAUCCAAGUUCAACUUCAAGUGCGUCUGCUCGCGCACGGACUACACUCCUGCGGCGCUCGUAGCUGCCGCUCAGCCGGCGACCACUAGCACUGUGGUAAAGUCGGUCUACUCUACAUCCACAGCGACCGACACUGUCCUCUCGACGGCGACGUCCACCAGCGUGGUCCUGUCUACGAGCAUCUCAAUAGCGGAGAGCACCUCAACGCAGCUUAUCGAAGUGACCACGACUCAGCCCGAUGCCACGGUAACGGUCACUUCUCGAGUCACGCCGUCAGCUGUCGUAGCUUCAGUUACGAGCCUUGUCACCCCUCCUGUGGCAACCUCGACGCGCUACUCCACCACGACCUUAGCACCAUCGACCCGAACGAGCGUAGUCACCGUGACCAGGCCAGUCCCAACCACGACUUUGAACACAGUCUCCGUCGCCACGGUCACGGUCACCUCCACCGCGGUGGCUAAUGCACAGAAUGUCAAGCUUGCCCUCGCCGCCUCUACCACGCCGAUCCUCAACAACGCAGCCGUCAUCAAGACGACCGUCCCCGCGACUGUAGCUGGCUUCUGCGGCCUCUACUCGACGUCGUGCUCGACCAGCUGCUCAACGCGUUACGGCGUUGCAUCUCAAAGCUGCUCUGCCCCGAGCACCAACGUGUACGUGCUCAAAUGCACCUGCUCCGACGGUGCGGCGCCUAUCCUACACUCGCUCGAUGCCAUUCAGAUGCCAGCCGCUACUGACACCAGCACAACGACGCUGGUUCGCCGAGCUACGAAGCGAGUGACGAGCACGACGACCGUUGUAGUGAGGGCGACACAGGUGGUCAAGCAGGCGCAGCAGAAGCUCGCCACUGUUCAGUCGACGAGCACCGUGACUGUCGCGGGCCAGACCGUCACCCAGAGCGCGCUCUUGACGCUGCCGGCCUCGACGGUCACCCGUGUCACGACAUCGACGCUGCCCGUGCAGACCUCGUACGUUACUUCGCUCGUCACCGCGACUCCCUCCGCCGUCACCGUCACGUCGACAACGAGCGUUGGACCGUCCUCGACGGUGACCAAGUACGUCACCUCGACCUCGACGACGACAAAGACGGUGCUCGUGACGCCAACGGUUUCUUCGUCUUCGUCCUCGACCUCUAGCCCCACGCCCACGAGCUCAGUGGUGAACGUCAGCCCCCUUGCAGCCAGCGUGACCCUCUCUGUCGCGCCCGCAGCCGCUGCCGCCACCUCCGCCACCCGCGCGAACCCCACCGGGUCGAUCAUGGUCACCGACGUCUCUUCAUCCAAGACGCUGGGCUACGUCUCGACUACGCAGGACGAGAGCGCCUACGCCUACCUCCUCACGGCUGACUCAGACUCGGCCAUGCAAGUCUCGACGCUCGCAGGUGCCUCCCUCUCUGGCUCCCUCAUCAGCUUGAACAUUAUCAACGGCGACCUCUCGGCGCCAUUCACCAACUUCGGCCUGGAGGUCCAGUCAAUGAACGACGCCGGUGUCCAGCCAGUCAACUACGAGUUCCUCCUCGUCACGGACACGGCUUCGAGCACGACGAACCCGUACCCGCUCACCGAGCACUCGGACUCGGCCGCCUUCCUCGCCAACGGCGUGGCGUGGUCCCUCAACAGCAAGAGUGGAGCACUGAGCGCUGUCUGGACGAAUCCGAAGGGGUCGAGCCCGACGACGUCCGGCAUGUCGAUGUUCGUCAUCUGCACGGAUGCGACAGUGGGUUCGUGCUUCUUGACAGCAGCGGCCAGCAAUGCGACGUGGGCCAACUUCAACACCGAGGGGGUCACCAUCAAGCAGGUGGCUCUCACCUUCGUUGCAUCGUCGUGAGCGGCAGGCGAGCGCAGCGAACGCGGCGAAGCGAUAGAUCUUGAUGGACUUUAGUGUUGUUAUUUUUUUCGCGACUCGAUCUAUGCUUGUAUGUACGAUAUCUUUUCCUCCCCUUGUUCAUUCUCUCUCUGAAAUAUACGUCAGCGUCAGCCGUACCAAACGUAGCAGCGAGCAUGGGCGUCAAACGAACGAGCGGAGCUGGUUUUUGGUCGUCUUUGAAGCGACUUGCUCCUCCUCUCCCCUCCAUCCCCGCUCGAUGCGAAGUCAACUCGCGAACUUGACUCUGGUCCGUGAGA